CAUGGUCCAGGUUGACAUAACAAAAAUAAAUAAAUAAAUUGGAUAACUUGUUAAUUGUCAUUAGAAUAAAAUUAUAAAUAAUUUUUGAAAUAAUGGAUAUCAAUGUGCUCAUUGGCAUUGCCAUUGGUAUCAUUGGAUUGAUAAUAUUUGUUACAAUUUAUUCACGUAAAAAAACAGAAAAAAAUGAUAAUCAGGAUGUUGGAGGAGCUCGUGGUCAACCUGUUAGACGUGCAGCUGGAGUGAGAAAUGCAAGACGUCGUAUGCAAGUUCGUGAAAAUGUUGAUGAUAAUUCUGAUAAUGAAAAUGAUGAAAUUGAGGAUAAAAUUGAAUUACCAGAUGGUAAAUUAGGAGCUAAAAAACGUGCAAAACUUGAAGCUAAAGCUGAAAAAAAACAACAACGUGAAGCACUUGAAAAAGAACGUGAAGAAAAAAAAAAAAAAGAUAAAUUACUCCAAGAAGAAGCUGAUAAAUUACGUGAAAAAGAAAAACUUGAUGAAUUAAAAAAAGAAGAAGAAGAACGUAAAUUACGUGAAGAAAAAGAAAAACGUGAUUAUGAAGAAUAUUUAAAAAUGAAAGAAGCAUUUAGUGUUGAAGAGGAAGGUUUUGAUGAAGAAAUUCAAGAUGAAAAAAAUUUAUUAAAUGAAUUUUUAGAAUAUAUCAAGUACAAUAAAGUUGUUGUACUUGAAGAUUUAGCUGGACAUUUUCAUAUUAAAACAACAAGUGUCAUUGAAAGAAUUAAUUCAUUACAAGCUGAUGGUUAUUUAACUGGUGUUAUUGAUGAUCGUGGUAAAUUUAUUUACAUAUCACAAGAUGAACUUGAAGCUGUUGCUAAAUUUGUCAAACAAAGAGGAAGAGUCAGCAUCUCUGAACUUGCUGAAAGCUCAAAUAAACUUAUUAAUUUAAUUCCUGGACAUGGAAAAAAUAUUGUUGAAGCAAAUUAAUUAUUUAUUUAUUGUUUAAUUAUUUAUCUGCUCACAAUAUUAUAUAUAUUUUUUUUUUAAUUUUGCAGUAAUUUUUCGUUAAAGAAAAAAAACAAACAAAAUACAAAAAAAAAAAAAAAAAAAAAACUAUUUUUAUUGAAAAAAAUACUGAAAAUAUUUAUUUUUUAUUUCAAUUUUAAUUUUAAUAUAAUAAACAAUUGUUGAUUAAAUUAAUUU
Molecule: messenger RNA, 1157 nt
Organism: Aphidius gifuensis
Lineage: Eukaryota; Metazoa; Arthropoda; Insecta; Hymenoptera; Braconidae
Gene: Ddrgk1
Product: DDRGK domain-containing protein 1
Exons: 2
Coding region: 93-941 (282 amino acids)
Source: RefSeq, a predicted model, not a curated record